This is a messenger RNA of Cajanus cajan (pigeon pea), 853 nucleotides long. The record is from RefSeq and is a predicted model, not a curated record. Lineage: Eukaryota; Viridiplantae; Streptophyta; Magnoliopsida; Fabales; Fabaceae.
UCGAAGUCUGUUAAGCAGCCACUCCUCGACUCGUACGUUGUAGAGUGUCAGCAGACAUAUCCGGUUUCAGUCGCGCGUAAGAAACGAAAUGAAAAUUGCUUCCAUGAUUUCUGGUUGCACUCAUUACACUCAGCUUCUCUCCAUUAAGGACAAUGUGAUGAGGGAAGAGAAACCCAUUGCUAAAAGAGUGAAAGAAGUGAAGUUUCUCAAGAGCUUUGCUCCUCCUCUUGUGGCUGCUUUUCUAGUCUUAUCUCCAAUUUCCAACACUCCAGUUUCAAGUGCUCAAACUGUAGAUAUUCAGAGAGGAGUCACAUUGUUUCGACAAGCUUGUAUUGGAUGUCACGAUGCAGGUGGAAACAUAAUACAACCGGCGUCAACUCUAUUUACAAAGGAUUUACAGAGAAAUGGAGUUGAUACAGAAGAAGCCAUCUAUCGGGUCACAUACUACGGCAAAGGAAGAAUGCCAGGCUUUGGUAAAGAGUGCAUGCCACGGGGUCAGUGCACCUUUGGAGCACGUUUGGAAGAUGAAGAGAUCAAGAUAUUGGCGGAGUUUGUCAAGUUACAGGCUGAUCAAGGGUGGCCAAGUAUAGAGACUGAAGAAAAGUGAUUUAAUACAUGAUUGGUUCAAUUUAUUUUAAAAGAAUAAUUGCUUAUUUCUUUCAACUUUUUGAGGGAACCUUUGAUAAAUAAGUGAUUAUUUAUUUAGAAUUAAACUGAACCAAACAUGCUAUUAACUUUUGUUGCAUCUUUUCAUGAUAAAUAGGUGGGAAGGUGGUGUACCAGACCACUAAGAAGAGGGCAAGCGGACCCAAAUGCCCUGUCACUUGAAAGAGGAUCCAAGGGGUAUGUAUAU